AUGUCAAGUGAAUCAAAUCAGAUUGAGGCAUAAUAACUCCCACCCAUUAAGUAGCAAUAGUAACCAAGACCUGUGCCAUUGCCUACCUUCAAUCAAUCAUUGUUUGAAAGAGAGGACACUGAUUACAUGACAUUUAUUAAAAACGACAGCAAUGUUCAAAACUUCUAUAGCAAAAUUCUUAAGAAAAAAAUCAAGAAAUUAGGUAAAAUUUAAGCAGAGAACGAGUAGAUGAAGUAGUUGAGUAUGGGUUUCCAAACAUUUGACUCUAGAAAUUUGGCAACUUCCAUAACAAAUUAUGAUAAGUCCACAAAUAAUACAACUGAUCUGAGCAAAACAAAAGAAGUAAGAAAGUUAGAGUUGAAAAUGAAUAGGUAAGACUCUCUAAGUAAGACGUUUAUUGAGCCUCCUAGAACAAAACUUGGGUAGCUUGAAUUAUAAUAGCCAGGUUCUUCUCCUUUUAGAAAGAAAAACUUACUAUCAACAUUAGACUUCAAAGAUCUCAACAUAGAAAAGCCUGACUCCAAAACUUUAGCUAUCAGGGGCAAGAGUUAAGCUAAGCAGAAUGUACAAUCUAAGAACAAGGAAAAGAAGCAUCAGUAAUUAAGAUUAAAUGUUCAGAGUAGAAACGGAUAGAAAGAUAGGAUUAGCACUUAGUACAAGAAAUUCAAGGUUGAAAAAGAUUCUGAUUAGGAAGAGGAGAGCUACAGAUUUGAUAAUGAGAGAAAGUACUAGAGUUUAGUAGUUGAAAGAAGGAAAGUCAACUUUUCAGAGAUACAGAGCAAAUUCACAGACAACAAGAAGCUCAGGAAUCCAAUGAGGGAGUAUAAAGUGUCUUUAUAGGAUAAGAUAACACUCAAAAGAAUGAAGGAAAAUAGUAGGCUUCCAAUACCUGAAGAACUCCUAAAUGAAAGCCAAGGAUAUAUUCCACUGAUAGACUCUCUGAUGAAUAGUGUCUAUGAUAGUGAUGAAAACGAUAAAUGGAGAAAUUAUAGACCAGAAAUUGAUGCUCCAAGAGCCAGUUAGUGCUCUGAUGAGAUAUAUCUAAUAGACUCAGAAGUUGAAUCAAUGAAAGAUCUUUAAAUAGAUGACUAAAAGGAAAUCGAUGCUAAAUAAGUAACAUAGGUAACUCUUUAAAGAAGUAAAGCAGUUACAAAGCAAAAUACAAGUUCGAAAGAUGUUGAGAAAGCAGUUGAAGAAUUAUAAAUUAUCAACAAAAACAAAGUAUUCCCUGAGAGAAUGGAAGUGGCAGGAUUACCGUUGUAUGUCGUAAGAGGCAACACAUUACAAGAUAUUGUUACUUAAUCGAAUCAAGUAGUGGAGGAGUACUUUUAGAUACUUAACAAAACUAGCAGCCAGGAGAAAAUUACAACAACUCUAAGAAUUGAUUAGCUUUAACAAAUAUUUGAGUAUUACUGCACUGAGUUUUAAGCGCAACCGAUCAAUUUGACAUCAUUUUAUAAAGAACAAGAUAAGAUCCUAGAGAUUAGAAAUUAUUUUUUGAACGAAAGUUUAGUGAGAGCUAUUGCUUGUACUAUUCCAGUAAUAAUUGCUUUUGACAAUUUUAGUUUAUUACCGAUUUAUAAGGAUUGA
Molecule: messenger RNA, 1590 nt
Organism: Stylonychia lemnae
Lineage: Eukaryota; Ciliophora; Spirotrichea; Sporadotrichida; Oxytrichidae
Source: the annotation of a GenBank genome assembly